ACCUGCUUUGAUCGUAAGUUGAAAAGACUAUCCAACCCUAUAACAAGAAAGAAGAUCUACAUAAACACUCCUUUGUUAGACAUAGUUAUACAAACCCUAGAGGUAGUUCAUUCUGCAUUCAUCAAAAGCUCUUGGAAGUUCCCUUGAUCAAAACAAAAUCCAAAACAACAACAAAGCGUAACAAGUUCGGUGGAACAAGGGCAUGGCUUCCAAGCCUGGACCUUUAUCUGAGUGGCCAUGGAAAGGUCUUGGAAACUACAAGUACAUAGUUUUGGCACCAUGGGUAGCACACAGUGUGUAUUCAUAUGUGACUUCCAAGGACGAAAUAUGGGAGAGAGACUUAACAAGCUUACUGGUAUUCCCAUAUUUGCUAUGGAGGUGGAUUCAUGGCCAAAUUUGGAUAACACUAGCUCGUUUUCAAACAGCUCGAAGCAAACAUCGUAUACUCGAUAAAGGCAUUGAAUUCGAACAAGUUGACAGAGAAAGAAACUGGGAUGAUCUGAUAAUACUCAAUGGAUUGAUAUUCUACCCAAUGAUCAACAUUCUUCCCGGAGCAUCAAAUUUACCUAUAUGGAGAACUGACGGUGUAGUCAUUUCAUUUCUGAUUCACGCUGGUCCAACCGAAUUUCUCUACUACUGGUUGCAUAAAGCUCUGCACCACCAUUACCUCUACUCUCGUUACCAUUCUCAUCAUCAUUCCUCCAUUGUCACCGAACCCAUUACAUCCGUCGUUCAUCCCUUCGCGGAGCAUAUAAUGUACUUUAUCCUAUUUGGCAUACCCAUGGCAGUCCCAGUAUUAACUGGAACUGGAUCCAUUGCAGCAAUGUUGCUUUACAUAACAUAUGUUGAUUUCAUGAACAACCUGGGGCAUUGCAACUUCGAACUUGUCCCCAAAUGGGUAUUUGAUGUUUUCCCAGUUCUGAAGUACAUCAUGUAUACGCCAUCGUUUCAUUCUCUUCAUCAUACACAAUUCAGGACAAACUUAUCGCUAUUCAUGCCUUUGUACGAUUACAUGUAUGGUACAAUGGACGUAUCAUCAGACAAGUUAUAUGAAACUUCACUGAAAGGGAGAGAGAAUAAAGUUGAUGUAGUUCACUUGACCCAUCCAACCACACUUGAAUCGAUCUAUCAUCUUCGGCCAGCCAUUGCUUCUUUGGCAUCCAGUCCUUAUGCCCCAAAAUGGUAUCUGUGGGUGUUUUGGCCCAUCACAUAUGGGUGUAUGCUGUUAAGUUGGAUUUGGGAUACAACUUUUACUGUCGAGAGGCAUUUGUUUGAUGAUCUCAAAAUGCAAACUUGGGCUGUACCAAGAUAUUCUUUCCAAUAUUUCUUGCCAUGGCAAAAAGAUAAAAUCAAUAACUUGAUUGAGAAAGCUAUAGUAACAGCUGAGGAAGCAGGUGCUAAGGUGUUCAGUCUAGGUCUCCUAAACCAGGGAGAAGAAUUGAAUGGAAAUGGUGAACUCUAUCUUCAAAAGAAACCAAAGCUAAACAUAAGAAUUGUGGAUGGUAGUAGUUUGGCAGUGGCAGUGAUACUCAACAGCAUUCCACAAGGAACUAAAGAAGUACUUCUCAGAACAAAUCUUUCUAAAGUUGUUUAUGCAGUUACUGAAAAGUUGUGUCAGAAAGGAGUGAAGGUAGCUGUGGUUUCCAGUAAUGAUCUGAAGAACCUUAAACUUAGACUUUCCACUGAAUUAUGGAGUAAUUUGAUCCUUGCAACUACUCGCAAUCAAAAGGUAUGGUUGGUUGAAGCUGGAGUUUUGACAGAAGAUGAGCAAAAACAGGCACCAGAAGGAACACAUUUCAUACCAGUCUCACAAUUUCCAGUAAAGAGAGCUAGAAAGGACUGUGUUUACUACACAACUCCAGCCCUGGUUAUUCCUAAAGCUUUAGAGAAUGUGCAUGCUUGUGAGAACUGGUUGCCGAGAAGGGUAAUGAGUGCAAUGCAUGUAGCGGGAGUUGUGCAUGCAUUGGAAGGAUGGGAUUCACAUGAGUGCGGAGACAAGUUACUCGAUGUGGAGAAAGUAUGGAGUGCUGCUGUUCGUCAUGGAUUCCGACUUCCUGUCGUGGUUCGCAGUUCUUAAGUUAAGAUGGACAGUCAUCCAGUGAAUGCAGUCAGACUGCCCAUAUCUCCAAAACUUCUUUUAGUUUCAUUUGGUUGGUGUGUAACUAGCUUUUGUUAUGAUAUGUUCCAGAAUAUUGCAGUAUGGAUUCUUUAAGUUUCUCAGUUUGUGCUAAAAUCUAUACAUGUUCAGACAAUUAUUCUACAAACAAAGAUUAAUGUAUAAACUAUAUCUAUGAGAGUAUUUAUCUGUGUUAGAAGUGUUUGUAUUAAGUUGAAUAAAAAUCAGCUGAUGGUGCAGAGCGCCUAGGAAGUCUUCCAUGGCCAUUGCGUCCUUUUCUUAUC
Papaver somniferum (opium poppy) is the source of this 2400-nucleotide messenger RNA. Its product is annotated as protein ECERIFERUM 1-like. The transcript is spliced from 10 exons. NCBI's taxonomy places the organism in Eukaryota, Viridiplantae, Streptophyta, Magnoliopsida, Ranunculales, Papaveraceae. Gene Ontology annotation, biological process: lipid biosynthetic process. The coding region runs from base 203 to 2077 and encodes 624 amino acids. The record is from RefSeq and is a predicted model, not a curated record. Gene Ontology annotation, molecular function: iron ion binding; oxidoreductase activity.